GCAGGAGAGCUUCAGUAGUUCGACUCACAGCUUUCCGACAGCUAUCAUGCAGCUGACACAUCUGGAAGCUGCAGUCAUCUUUGGGAUUGUUAUUCCUCAGAUAUCCAUCAUCAGCAUUUCAUCUGCACCCUCUGACUGUUUGGCUGCUGUGGAAACCUGCAUGUCAGAUUUAUGCAAGAGUGAACAGGCAUUCUCCGGCGGCAUGUGUUACAAUGAAGGGUGUCAAAUAAAAGGUUCAGAGGUCUGUAACAUGACCAUCAAGAACAUGCUGGACCAAUUCCCUUCUCUGCGAGGUUGUGUGUGCGCCUGGGGGGAGGAGCUGUGUGACUCUGUGCAAGCGCUGGCCACACAAUGCCACAGAAAGCCAGCACGUCAGCAGAAGAGGAGCUCGGUGAUGGACUGGAAGUCAAGCACUUUGAUUGGCUAUGUAUAUGAUGGCGCUGGAUCUUGUUUUGACCAGAUGAGAGUCUGUGUCAGCGAUGCAGUUUGCAACAGGCACCUAGCACCUGUUCUUCAGGCAUGUAUGGCAGAUCCGUGCGACCGCGACCGCUGUCAGCAAGCGACUCGGCACUUCUAUGGCAGCAUGCCGCAGGCUGUUGCAGAAUUGCUGGUCAUGUGUGAGUGCGAGGCCUCAGACCAGAGCUGUCUGCACAUGAAAACUGCUCUGCAGAGUGGUGCGUGUGGAGACGAGACCUGGGUCUGCCAGGAUACACUUAACCAGUGCGUUGACGACAGGAACUGCAGAGACCUGUUAAAAACUUUCCAAGCCAAAUGCUGGAGCUCUGAAGAGGCUCAAUGCAGCGGCAGUGGCCUCCAAAGUGAUGAAUGUUUCACCCAGAUGGCGCCAGCUCGCAUCCUUGGUGCAGAUUCUGAAUGUAGAAUGGCCUUCUUAGCCACUUUGGGCACAGCACUUCACCAUCCUUGUUCAUGCAAAGGCAUGCAUAAUCGUGAUCUACAGACGUGCGCCAUGAUUCAUGAUGUACUUCAUAAUAGAUCACACUUCAUGACAUCUUGGAAAAGUGGUCUUUCUAAACCUCUUGAAAAGAAUGAAUCUGAAAAUGGUCACACAUGGUCACAAGAUUAUCUGCUGUAUGCUUUUGCAACUGUGCUACUUGUUGGAGUUGUUAUAGUGAUGCCUCUGGCUGUUGUCAGUAAAAUUUGGUUGUUGAGAAAAAAAGAUAAAACAAAACUUCGCCAUCCGCAGAAAAACAAUUGGGUUGUUAUUCUCUGAUGUUUAUUCAUCUAUUAGAUGUGUGUCAUCAACAUUACAAAUUAUUUUGUUCCAAAAAGAUUUUAGAUGAUUACACUUAUCAGAUGGUUUUGAUUUUGUUGCUUAAAUAUCAGGUUUUUCACAAUGUUGAUAAGACUAUACAUAUAUCAAAAAUUCCCCACCGAUAUUUCACUGUGGCAGCAUUGUGAGAUACAGCAUCAUUUAUUUUAUAAGUCUUUUGUAGUGUACCCUGGUCUUGGGAACAGAAAGAGCUACAAAGAGUAACCAGUCUAACUGCGAUUUAUUAAACAUAAUCUAUUUAAGAGGGCUGAUUACAUAAUAACGUAUUUUUACUCAAACUUUUAUUCUCAAAAUAAAAUACUGUUUUUUAGAGAUUUUUAAGAUGAAUAUGUGGGAUUUUUUUCUUGAACCAUAAAAGAAACCUUUCUCUCUACGGUAAACAACGGAUCUUCAGAAUCGGUCAACAGUCUUCAGUUAUUAAUCUUUUCAGCUAUUUCAAACUGACUCGUGCCAUCAAUCAUUCUAAGAAAAUAACACAUCUGACACAUUUGAGAUUGCUUUAUGUCAUCAGUUGUCUUUUUGUGAGGAUUUAUCGGUGCUCCAG
This is a messenger RNA of Xiphias gladius (swordfish), 1835 nucleotides long. RefSeq names its product GDNF family receptor alpha like (gene gfral). The transcript is spliced from 9 exons. Gene Ontology annotation, cellular component: signaling receptor complex; external side of plasma membrane. Lineage: Eukaryota; Metazoa; Chordata; Actinopteri; Istiophoriformes; Xiphiidae. The record is from RefSeq and is a predicted model, not a curated record. Gene Ontology annotation, biological process: nervous system development. Bases 47 to 1231 code for a protein of 394 amino acids. Gene Ontology annotation, molecular function: signaling receptor activity.